AUGGCCAGCGACAAAAUAUUCCGUCACUUCGAAUCUGGACAGACCGCUUUGAUGCAGGAUGAGUGUGGUAACCUCACCACUGAUCGAGAUCGGAUUGUCGCCCUGAUGUAUGUGCCACUGAUUCAGAACCUGCUGUAUGCUUCAUACAAGCUGGCAACGAAGAUGAGCAACGAGGAACCUCUCAUUCAGCGCGACCGUGGCCAUGGAAUCUUUUUUGCCAAAGCCAUGCAGCCAAAGCUGGCCAGCUGUGCGCAAGAUGUAGCGGACAUUGUGGCCCGAAAUCUGCUCGUGCCAAAGAGCGAAGAGCCAAUGCAAGACGGAUAUGCAGAGGUGAAGCUCGCAUUGGAGCGAACCUACGACUGCCUGGGCCUGCAGUGCGAGGACAUCGGUGGGAUUUUGGAAGAUCCACUGUCCCAAGCCAACGUGAAGUAUGCUCCGGGAGCGGAGCCAUGUGGUUUCGUCGUCUUCGAUGCCUCAGCACCACAACCACAAGCUGGUGUCGAUGCCGGUGUUGUCGUGGCCGUCGUGCUGAGCGUGCUCGCUUUUGCCGCCGUUGUUGUACUUUUGGCCUGGAGGGUUGCUUAUUCUCGGGGUGCCGAACGGGCGCGAUUCAUCAUGAGGACACCGGAAGCCUCGCCGACGACGACUUUGCCUCCUGGUGGUGAGACGGUCAUUGGCAGUGUCAUCGGGACCAGAACCGAGGAGGUCCCUGUCGCUGAUGACGAAACAACUCUGAAGAUUUGA
Symbiodinium necroappetens is the source of this 744-nucleotide messenger RNA. NCBI's taxonomy places the organism in Eukaryota, Dinophyceae, Suessiales, Symbiodiniaceae. The record is from the annotation of a GenBank genome assembly.